CCUCUCCAUCCCUCCCCUCUCCUUCCCUCCCCUGUGCAGCCAACGGGGAUCCCGCCUCUCCUCUAAUGGGAAGAGCCUUUCGGUGUUGGCCGGGAGAAGGAUGCGCCGCCGGCGGGCCGGACUCUCCGCUGAGCGCUCGGGGCCGUAGGCGGGGAGCGCCGGCGCUAAGCGCUGGGCGGGCGUGGGGGCCAGCAUGCCCGUCCGCCGGGGACACGUGGCGCCGCAGAACACCUUUCUGGGGACCAUCAUUCGGAAAUUCGAAGGGCAGAAUAAAAAAUUCAUCAUUGCAAAUGCCAGAGUGCAGAACUGUGCCAUCAUCUACUGCAAUGAUGGAUUUUGUGAAAUGACUGGCUUCUCCAGACCAGAUGUCAUGCAGAAACCAUGCACCUGUGAUUUCCUCCAUGGGCCAGAGACCAAGAGGCACGAUAUUGCCCAGAUUGCCCAGGCAUUGUUGGGGUCAGAGGAGAGGAAAGUGGAAGUCACCUAUUACCACAAAGACGGGUCCACCUUUAUUUGCAACACUCACAUUAUCCCAGUGAAAAACCAAGAGGGAGUGGCCAUGAUGUUCAUCAUUAACUUUGAAUAUGUGACCGAUGAGGAGAAUGCCGAUUCCCCAGAGAGGCUAAACUCGUUAAUGGGAGCCAAACCCAUAAAUCGCAAACUUUUUGGGUUCAGGUUGCCAGGCUUGCGACUUCUAACUUACAGAAAGCAGUCUUUACCCCAAGAAGACCCCGAUGUGGUAGUGGUUGAUUCAUCCAAGCACAGCGAUGACUCAGUGGCCAUGAAGCACUUUAAAUCUCCUACAAAGGAAAGCUGCAGCCCUUCUGAAGCAGAUGACACAAAGGCACUGAUCCAACCCAGCAAAUGUUCUCCCUUGGUGAAUAUAUCAGGACCCCUUGACCAUUCCUCUCCCAAACGGCAAUGGGACCGACUUUACCCUGACAUGCUGCAAUCAAGUUCCCAGCUGACCCAUUCCAGAUCGAAGGAAAGUCUUUGCAGUAUCCGGAGGGCUUCCUCGGUGCAUGAUAUAGAAGGAUUCAGUGUCCAUCCCAAGAGCAUUUUUAGAGACCGCCAUGCAAGCGAAGACAAUGGUCGCAUUGUAAAAGUUUCACGUUCCUGGAUGACAGGGGGGCCUUUUAAUCAUAUCAAGUCAAGUCUCCUGGGAUCCACUUCUGAUUCAAACCUCAACAAGUACAGCACCAUCAACAAGAUUCCUCAGCUCACUCUGAACUUUUCAGAUGUCAAAACGGAAAAAAAGAAUACAUCGCCUCCUUCUUCUGAGAAAACCAUUAUUGCACCUAAGGUUAAAGAUCGAACACACAACGUGACGGAGAAAGUUACCCAGGUUCUCUCCUUGGGAGCAGACGUCUUGCCAGAAUAUAAACUUCAGACACCUCGUAUCAACAAGUUUACUAUAUUGCACUACAGUCCUUUCAAGGCAGUCUGGGACUGGGUUAUUUUGUUGUUGGUCAUAUACACUGCUAUAUUCACCCCUUAUUCUGCGGCCUUCCUCCUUAAUGAUAAAGAAGAACAGAAGAGACGGGAGUGUGGAUAUUCUUGCAGCCCUCUGAAUGUGGUUGACUUAAUUGUGGAUAUUAUGUUCAUCAUUGAUAUUCUGAUAAACUUCAGAACAACAUAUGUUAACCAGAAUGAAGAAGUGGUAAGUGAUCCAGCAAAAAUAGCGAUUCACUACUUCAAAGGCUGGUUCCUCAUUGACAUGGUUGCGGCAAUACCUUUUGACUUGCUGAUUUUUGGAUCUGGCUCUGAUGAGACAACCACCCUAAUUGGCCUUUUGAAGACUGCCAGGCUCCUGCGAUUGGUGCGAGUGGCCCGGAAACUGGACCGAUACUCUGAAUAUGGUGCUGCGGUGCUGAUGCUUCUCAUGUGCAUCUUUGCUCUGAUCGCACACUGGCUUGCUUGCAUUUGGUAUGCAAUUGGGAAUGUAGAAAGGCCUUACCUGACUGACAAAAUUGGAUGGUUGGAUUCCUUAGGACAACAGAUUGGAAAACGGUACAAUCAGAGUGACGCAAGCUCUGGGCCAUCCAUUAAGGACAAAUAUGUCACAGCACUUUAUUUUACCUUCAGCAGUUUAACGAGUGUAGGAUUCGGCAAUGUGUCUCCUAACACCAAUUCGGAGAAAAUCUUUUCCAUUUGUGUCAUGUUGAUUGGCUCACUAAUGUAUGCAAGUAUUUUUGGAAAUGUGUCUGCAAUUAUCCAAAGACUGUAUUCGGGGACCGCCAGGUACCACAUGCAGAUGCUCCGGGUCAAAGAAUUCAUUCGCUUUCACCAAAUCCCUAACCCGCUGAGACAGAGACUCGAGGAGUAUUUCCAGCACGCGUGGACUUACACCAACGGCAUUGACAUGAAUAUGGUCCUAAAGGGGUUUCCGGAAUGCUUACAAGCUGACAUUUGUCUACACCUCAACCAGACUCUGCUACAGCACUGCAAAGCUUUUCGAGGGGCAAGUAAAGGUUGCCUUCGAGCUUUGGCGAUGAAAUUUAAGACCACCCACGCACCUCCAGGUGACACACUCGUUCACUGUGGGGAUGUUCUUACUGCACUUUACUUCCUCUCUAGAGGCUCCAUUGAAAUCCUCAAGGAUGACAUUGUGGUAGCUAUUCUCGGCAAAAAUGAUAUUUUUGGAGAGAUGGUUCAUCUUUAUGCAAAACCUGGGAAAGCUAAUGCAGAUGUAAGAGCUUUAACAUACUGCGACUUGCAUAAGAUCCAGCGGGAAGACCUGUUAGAAGUUUUGGAUAUGUAUCCUGAAUUUUCUGAUCAUUUUCUCACCAAUCUAGAGCUGACUUUCAACUUAAGGCAUGAAGGUCCAAAGGCCGAUCUUGUAAGGUCGCAAUCCACCAAUGAUUUUGAAGAAGAAAACUGCAAACUUCGGAGAAGGAAACUGUCUUUUGAAAGUGAAGGGGAGAAAGCCAAACUGCCCUCUGCAUCACGGGCCAGGACUUCCGAGAGAUCGGGAAGCGUGCCGACGAAUGGAAUUCAGCUUCCCCGUCUUUGGACACCUGGAAUCUGUUGGGCCGAGGGAGCGCCUCAAAAGACCAAGCAUGCUUCGGUGACCUUUCAAACGUGUGAAAAAUCUCCGUGGGGAAUACAGCAGAGUGGAGGAGGAGAAGGAAGCCUGAAUAACGAUUAUGGCAAAGGAAUUGGCACAAAUGAUCCUGGAGAUGGUGUUGAUGCCACCCGACGUUACCAGUGUUCCAAGAAACUUUUUGAAGAAAAGAAAAGUGGAUCAUCAUCUUUUGCCUCCUCUAUUGAUGAUGAACAGAAACCUCUCUUUUCUGGAAUGGCAGAUUAUCCUUCGGGAACCAGAAAAGCAACUAGACUAGAUUUUGAAGAAACAGCACUGACCUCAGAAAAAAUCCACGCUGACAAAAGAAGUCACUCUUACAGAGACGUCACUGAUACAAGAAACUGGGAACGAGAAAAUUCCCGAGCACAGCAGGAAGCGUCUAGUCCUUCAGCCUUACACCGCGUUACGUGGGGAGUCUGUGAAACGGAAAGCGAUCUCACGUAUGGAGAAGUGGAGCAGCGGCUAGAUUUGCUUCAAGAACAGCUCAACAGGCUGGAAUCACAAAUGACUGCUGAUAUUCACGCCAUCCUGCAGCUACUGCAGCGGCAAGCUACCGUAAUCCCCCCAGCUUACAAUAUGGUAACGGCAAGCGCAGAAUGUCAAAGACCAACUCUCAGAGUGAUGAGGACUCGUCAUCCCGUAGCUUCUAUUAAAACAGACAGAAGUUUCAGUCCGACAUCACACGGCCCGGAAUUCCUAGACCUUGAGAAAUCGAAACUUAAAUCCAAAGAAUCCCUCUCCAGUGGGGUGCAUCUGAACACAGCCUCGGAGGACAACUUGGCUUCUCUUUUAGAACAAGAACAUGACCGGUCUUUAGAGUUUCACCCUCGGCAUUGUAAAACUUACCUUCACCCAAUUAGGCACCCUUCUUUGCCUGAUUCUUCCCUAAGCACUAUAGGAAUCUUGGGUCUCCAUAGGCAUGUUUCUGAUCCUGGUCUUCCUGGAAAAUGAUCAUUUUAUACUAUUUACUUCACAUAAAAUGUAAGUGCUUUUAAUGGCUGUUUUCCUUUUUGUAUUUAAAUCCUCUAUACUUGACUCAGGGGCUAACAAGGUACCAUUAUAUGCAAAAGUACUGUAUAUUUUCCUAAAUUGAAGCUUAUAAGGUAACGUUGAGCAGUUAGGAUGUAAAUAUACAUAAGAACUCUUACGUUCCAAAUGUUAAAACUGCCAGCAUCACAAGGCACCUUAUAUUUUUUAUUUUUUUUAAAAACACAUGCAUGUUCAGAAACUCCAGUUUAAGUUGCAUGGAGAUAAUCAUUUACUGCUUUCACUGAAAUGGUGUUUAAUUGUGCAAUUGCCUUCCAAGCAAAUAGAGGCCAGAAAACGAGCAUGCUCACAGACAGGACUCAGGAUUUCUUAAAGUCUCCUGAAGUUCACAUCACAAAAGUUGCUGUUAUCCUUCGGCAUCAGUCUCUCUAUUGUCAACUGCAGUUAUUUCACGGCUUAGUUAAAGCUGUGCUAAAAUGCCUUGCCGAGCAUCACCUCCUCUAAGUGAAUGGAAGCAGGUCGGUUUCUUAACGGGCCAAAGCACAACGUGACCACGCUGAAAGUACCCUCCCUGAUUGCCUCUGGCGGCCAUAUUAAUGGACUCGUUUCCAGUGGCAGGAGUUUCCUGGAACUCAAAAGAACAAGAAUCGACAGACUUACUUUGUCUCUCCUCUUCCCCCUCCGCCCCAAAAUCGUUAGUAGCAACUCUGGAUGAGUAAUUCUAGCACUGGAAAAACACACCGAUACUAAAUGCAAGUGCACUUGAGUGCAUGAUGCCCAUUGUCAACAUUGUGGCUAAAAAACAGCGUAUUUUUCUUUCUCUAUAAAAGGAAAGCAAACACUUUUGUAGCACAUUCUUUAAAAAUGCACUGUAAGUGAAUUCAGUCAUUAGCACCUGCAAUAUAUAGUUGGGAUAAUACGGAAAAUGUAUUCCUGGUUUUUGGAAUGAAAGUACCAAGAACUGUAUAACUAA
This is a messenger RNA of Ornithorhynchus anatinus (platypus), 5045 nucleotides long. RefSeq names its product potassium voltage-gated channel subfamily H member 7 (gene KCNH7). Gene Ontology annotation, biological process: membrane repolarization during action potential; potassium ion transmembrane transport. Gene Ontology annotation, molecular function: inward rectifier potassium channel activity. Bases 194 to 4036 code for a protein of 1280 amino acids. Gene Ontology annotation, cellular component: membrane. The transcript is spliced from 18 exons. The record is from RefSeq and is a predicted model, not a curated record. Lineage: Eukaryota; Metazoa; Chordata; Mammalia; Monotremata; Ornithorhynchidae.